AGCUUGAUGCCCUGGAUUCCAAUGAUGAGUUGACACCUCUUGGAAGAAUCCUAGCCAAGCUUCCCAUUGAACCUCGUCUUGGCAAGAUGAUGAUAAUGGGCUGUAUUUUUUAUGUGGGAGAUGCUGUUUGUACCAUCUCUGCGGCCACCUGUUUCCCUGAACCUUUCAUCAGUGAAGGCAAACGCUUGGGUUACGUCCAUAGGAAUUUUGCUGGGAACAGGUUUUCAGAUCAUGUUGCUUUGCUCUCUGUCUUCCAAGCCUGGGAUGAUGCAAGAAUGGGUGGUGAAGAAGCAGAAAAAAGAUUUUGCGAACACAAAAGACUCAGCAUGCCUACUCUUAGAAUGACUUGGGAAGCAAAAGUCCAGCUGAAAGAGAUACUUCUCAGUUCUGGCUUCCCCGAAGAAUGUUUGAUGACUCAACCGUUUAACAACACUGGACCAGAUAAUAAUCUGGAUGUUGUAAUCUCCCUGCUUGCUUUUGGGGUCUACCCCAAUGUCUGCUACCACAAGGAGAAGAGGAAGAUUCUUACCACUGAGGGGCACAAUGCUCUCAUCCACAAGUCGUCUGUCAACUGCCCUUUCAGCAGCCAGGACAUCAAGUACCCAUCUCCGUUUUUUGUCUUUGGAGAAAAGAUCCGAACACGAGCCAUCUCUGCCAAAGCCAUGACGUUGGUGAGCCCGCUGCAGCUGCUUCUCUUUGCCUCCAAGAAAGCCCUGUCGGAUGGGGAGCUCAUUCUGGUAGAUGACUGGAUCAAGCUGAGGAUGCCCCACAACGCGGCUGCCUGCAUCACGGCUCUGCGUGCUGCGAUGGAGGCUCUUGUUGUGGAAGUGACUAAGGAUCCCGAGAUCAUUCGGCAGCUGGACCCGGCCAACGAGCGGAUGCUGAAUGUGAUCCGUCAGAUCUCCAGGCCGUCAGCCGCAGGCAUCGCUCUCAUGGCUGCCAACACAAGGUUCGGAGAUGGUCCUCGCCCCCCCAAAAUGGCUCGCUAUGACAAUGGAGGUGGCCUCAGAGGCUGGGGAGGCUACCCCUAUGGUUCCGGCUACAGAGGAAGAGGGUAUGGUGCCUACGGCUACUCGGGCAGGCGCUCGGGAGGCAGAGGCUAUCGAGGUGGCCUGGGGGGAGGCUAUCGCGGUGGGGGUGGCUACCGAGGGGGUGGCUAUUGCACAACUGUGCAGACAGACCUUGCUGCGCUGGUUUUCUGUCUGCGCCGGGCAGCGCUUGGUUCCAUCGCAGCCGGCUGCUCGCCUCUGCGGGCGGUGUUACGCUUCGUGGCACAGCAGCCGAGGAGCUCUUCUGCUGAUCCAGGUGAUGCGGGACCAUGGAAUACCUUCCUGGAGACCGAUGUGCUGCUGCUCGUCCCUGCAGAGCCCGAGGUGAUCUCGGAAGCAUGA
This is a messenger RNA of Eurypyga helias (sunbittern), 1391 nucleotides long. RefSeq names its product ATP-dependent RNA helicase A-like. Gene Ontology annotation, molecular function: RNA binding; 3'-5' DNA helicase activity. Gene Ontology annotation, biological process: positive regulation of transcription by RNA polymerase II; regulation of mRNA processing. The record is from RefSeq and is a predicted model, not a curated record. Gene Ontology annotation, cellular component: ribonucleoprotein complex; intracellular anatomical structure; nucleolus. The transcript is spliced from 8 exons. The annotation marks the transcript as partial. NCBI's taxonomy places the organism in Eukaryota, Metazoa, Chordata, Aves, Eurypygiformes, Eurypygidae.